Messenger RNA from Anolis sagrei ordinatus, 1465 nucleotides. It is a transcript of the gene PELI2, whose product is annotated as pellino E3 ubiquitin protein ligase family member 2. The record is from RefSeq and is a predicted model, not a curated record. Gene Ontology annotation, molecular function: protein binding; ubiquitin protein ligase activity. Gene Ontology annotation, biological process: regulation of Toll signaling pathway; protein polyubiquitination. Lineage: Eukaryota; Metazoa; Chordata; Lepidosauria; Squamata; Anolidae.
CAAAGCAAGAAACGCACAAGGAAAAGAGCCGUUGGUUUGUUUCUCGCCCGCCCGCCUGGAAGCUUUCAUUUCUCCUCAGCGUCUGCCCAUUGGGAUUAUCGCAGGAGCAGCAGCGAGACGAGGACAAUAACAACAACAACAACGGCUGUGGCGGCCCCAUGUUUUCCCCCAGCCAGGAGGAGCACUGCGCGCCCAACAAGGAGCCCGUCAAAUACGGGGAGCUGGUAGUCCUGGGGUACAAUGGAUCCCUUCCUAAUGGUGAUAGGGGACGAAGGAAAAGCAGGUUUGCUCUCUAUAAGAGACCAAAAGCAAAUGGCGUCAAACCCAGCACAGUCCAUGUGAUCUCAACACCUCAAGCAUCUAAGGCCAUCAGCUGUAAAGGGCAACAUAGUAUUUCCUACACACUCUCAAGAAAUCAGACGGUUGUAGUGGAAUAUACACAUGAUAAAGAUACAGAUAUGUUUCAGGUUGGUAGAUCGACUGAGAGCCCCAUAGAUUUUGUUGUAACAGAUACAAUUUCUGGCAGCCAGAACAGUGAUGAAACUCAGAUCACCCAAAGCACUAUCUCCCGGUUUGCAUGCCGUAUUGUCUGCGAUAGGAAUGCACCAUAUACGGCCAGAAUCUUUGCAGCAGGAUUUGACUCUUCAAAAAAUAUAUUUCUUGGGGAAAAAGCAGCAAAGUGGAAGAAUCCUGAUGGACACAUGGAUGGAUUAACAACAAAUGGGGUUCUAGUCAUGCAUCCUAAAGGAGGGUUCACUGAAGAAUCUAAACCUGGCGUUUGGAGAGAGAUUUCAGUUUGUGGAGACGUGUAUACUCUGCGUGAAACAAGAUCAGCUCAGCAAAGGGGCAAGCUAGUAGAAAAUGAAACCAAUGUCCUUCAAGAUGGUUCUCUCAUUGAUCUGUGUGGAGCCACACUCCUGUGGAGAACGGCAGAUGGCUUAUUUCACACUCCAACUCAGAAACACAUCGAGGCUCUCCGGCAAGAGAUCAAUGCUGCGAGGCCUCAGUGCCCUGUGGGGCUGAAUACACUGGCGUUUCCCAGCAUCAACCGCAAAGAAGUGGUAGAAGAAAAACAACCAUGGGCUUACCUCAGCUGUGGCCACGUCCAUGGCUAUCACAAUUGGGGACAUCGCAGUGACACAGAAGCCAAUGAGCGUGAGUGUCCCAUGUGCAGAACCGUUGGUCCCUACGUGCCUCUCUGGCUUGGCUGUGAGGCAGGCUUUUACGUUGAUGCUGGUCCGCCGACUUACGCUUUCACCCCCUGUGGCCACGUGUGCUCUGAAAAGUCUGCCAAAUACUGGUCACAGAUCCCACUGCCACACGGUACUCACGCGUUCCAUGCUGCCUGUCCUUUCUGCGCUAUUCAGCUCUCUGGAGAUCAGAACUGCGUCAAACUUAUUUUUCAGGGUCCAAUUGACUGAUGCCAUUUUACAGAUGACUUCAAUAAAGCUCACUUUCUUAACAA